Messenger RNA from Tetrahymena thermophila SB210, 855 nucleotides. RefSeq lists its product as hypothetical. Lineage: Eukaryota; Ciliophora; Oligohymenophorea; Hymenostomatida; Tetrahymenidae. The transcript has a single exon. The record is from RefSeq and is a predicted model, not a curated record.
AUGUUUAGGAAUUUUGAAGAAUAUUUUAGUUCAACCUAUAUCUAAGUAUAUUAUUAGUAUGAUGAUACAAAAGUAUGUGACCUAAUUUGUUUGGGAAAAAACAAGCUAUUGUCUAACUCCUUAAUUGGCAGCAGGUUUAACCUCGCUAACCUUUGGUUUGUUUUACUUAAAACUCAAAGACUCUAAAAAAUUCCUUCACGAAAACUACAUUUGGUUUUUCGGAAGCUCUUUAUUUAUAUAUUUUAACAUUCAACAAAAUAUGAAAGAAGCUGCUAGUCUAGCAAUAAAACACUGAACAAACGAACCAGUAUUAAACAUCAAAAUAGAUUGAAAACAUUUUUGAAAAAAAAUAAAUAAUUCAUCAAAUUCAUUUAAUUUAAUAACCAAUUAAUUGCAGAGUAAUAAAAACAAACAUUCCAACUUAUCUUUAAUAUUUAUUUAUUAAAACCAAUCUCCUAUAUUAAAAGUAGAUUGUUCAAAACUAAUAACUUGCAUUUUCCAACUAAUAAUAAUAAUAAUAAACUUAAAUAGUUAGUUAGUGGGAUUUAUAUUUAAAUUAAAAAUACAAAUAAAUUCAAAUCCAUUAUAUUUAUAUUAAUAAAUAAGUACCUAAUUUAAUUUAUAUACAAUUUUAUAAAUUCAUCAAAACAAUCAUGUAAACCAAUUUACUAAAUCAAAUCAGAUAUUCAACAUAUUGUUAAAUAUUCCAUCCAUAUUCAUAUCAAUGCACGUGAUUUAAAAUAAAAUUAUUUUUCUAGUUAAUAAGUGUUUUCGUUCUCAAUAUUAAUGCAUGAUUCUGAAACCCUAAAUUCUUUUAAUUAAAAGAAAAUAUUCUAGAAAAUGCUAAAAAUUUGA